Messenger RNA from Python bivittatus (Burmese python), 893 nucleotides. The record is from RefSeq and is a predicted model, not a curated record. Lineage: Eukaryota; Metazoa; Chordata; Lepidosauria; Squamata; Pythonidae.
GACCGGGUCUACUACCUCAGCGAGAGGCUCCUGAAGCUGGCUACAAACAUCCCACGGGACAACCUGGCGUCCCUGGGCACCUGCUUUGGGAAAUUUACCAAGAGCCAGAAGUUCCGGCUCCAUAUCACUGCCCUGGAUUACCUCGCCCCUUAUGCCAAGUACAAAGUCUGGGUGAAGCCUGGUGCAGAGCAGUCUUUCCUUUAUGGGAACCACCUGUUGAAGUCCGGUCUGGGGCGCAUCACUGAGAGCACUGCUCAAUACCAAGGAGUGGUGGUAUAUUCUAUGGCUGAUGUUCCUCUGGGGUUUGGGGUGGCAGCCAAAACCACCCAGGAGUGCCGAAAAGUGGACCCCAUGGCAAUUGUAGUAUUUCACCAAGCAGAUAUUGGCGAAUACAUACGGCACGAGGAGACACUGACUUAAUAAAUGGGGCAAAAUUCCUCCCAUCGUGCUCUGACAGCUGGAAACUUUAAAAACUGUUCUGCACUUUGGAUUAUAUUAUGCCCUUUUUUGUGUAACCUGGAAGGACCAGCCUCGGCUGAGUAGGUGAAAUGUGAUCAUUUCGCUGUCACUCACCUGUAACAGUUGACCAGUAACAGUGCCUGCCGGUGGACAAGCUGGAAAACUUUGGGAUGAAGCUACAACACUUAGUCCAACUAUCUGAUUUUAUUGUUUGCAUUGUUUUGUUCAAGGUGAGCUCUAGGAGCUGAUAAAGAGGCAGUUUGUUAUUUUUAGCACAGUGAAUGCACUCUAUUUCCUUUUACCUUUCUGGCUGUGCGGCUACAGGGGCUUUCUGGAAGGUGGUGUCUCAAGGCCAAGAAAAUAAUUGUUUGUGGAGGGGAGAAUUCUGUUUGUCUUCACCCAUAAAAGACACCCGUUUUAUUUGGAUUAUAAAA